AUGGAGGAUAUAUUCGUGGGAUUACUGAUGAUGAUGCUUCUUUUAUGUUUAAUUCCGCUUUAUUUAUGGAAACGCCGCGUCGAUUCUCACUCUUCCGAUCAGCACCAAGAAGAAACUCAGGCUGUACAAGAGGAAAGAGUGGUUAGGGCAACUGGUACGCGCCGAAUGCGCAGGCGGGCGGCAGCUUCUUCUGUUGCCAGCACAUCGUCGGCCGUGGCUACUGAAGAAGAGGCUUCUCGUGAGUCAAGGCGAACAAAACAAGACCAUUACGAUGAGAUGAGGAGGAAGAAGGAUGAAGAGCAUGAAGCUCGAGAGAGGAUGCUGGAAGAAGAAGCCAAAGCUCGAAAAGCUGAAGAAGAAGCAGCUGCUGCCUUGGAGUUUGACAAGUGGAAAGGGGAAUUUUCAAUUGAUGCUGAAGGUACAACAGAAAAUGAGGUGCAAGAUGGAAACCAGGGUUUGCUCUUUGAUUUCGUGGAAUACAUCAAGAAGCACAAAUGCGUUCCUCUGGAAGAUAUUGCUGCAGAAUUUAAGUUACGAACUCAGGAUUGUAUCAAUCGGAUAACCUCAUUAGAAAAUAUGGGAAGACUGUCUGGGGUGAUGGAUGAUAGAGGAAAGUACAUAUACAUCUCACUGGAAGAAAUGAAAGCUGUCGCUGAUUAUAUAAAGCGUGAGGGUAGGGUCAGCAUCUCACUCCUAGCUAGCAAGUCGAACCAGUUCAUAGAUUUGGAACCAAAAGCCGAGUUAGUCGAAGAUAUCAGCAGCUUAGAGGAGACAACUGUAAAAAAUGUAAUCCUGUUCAUCAGUUACAAGUGUAGCAUAGGUUUUUCAUCUCUUGCUCUACUCUUUCCUGCGGCAUAG
This is a messenger RNA of Fraxinus pennsylvanica, 858 nucleotides long. The record is from the annotation of a GenBank genome assembly. Lineage: Eukaryota; Viridiplantae; Streptophyta; Magnoliopsida; Lamiales; Oleaceae.